UGUCAUUGUAAUCUUUGUUCCUUCAUGGCUUUAAACAUGAUGUUUCAUCUUCUAAGCCAUGUUCUUAUUUUCCAAAUUUUUCUAAUACAAACUCACCAUUGCCAACUCAAUUCACCUCAAAAUCAAAAUAUUGAAACUUUUUAUCCAAUUCAAAUUCCACAACAAUCCACACCACCAAAGCCACAAGCAUCACCACCAUCAUCAUCACUAGCACCAACAUCAACAUCAUCAUCUACAACAAAUUCUUCAUCAAACAGUAAGAUAGUAACUGCUGUAGCUGCAACCGCAGCAGGAACUUUAGUUCUUUCUGCUCUAGUUUUCUUCUUUGUCCUUAAAUGCUUUAGAGCAAAGAAAAAAAAUGUGAGGGUGAAGAACAAUGACAACAACACUGGUUCUUCUGUAGUUCAUAGAAAUGUUGUGCCUCCUAUUAAUGUGUUUGAGAAAAUGGAAGGUAACAUAAAAGGACUUAUUGUUGAUGAAGAUGGUUUAGAUGUUGUUUAUUGGAGAAAGCUUCAAGAUCAAAACUUUGAUAAGGAUAUGAAAAAGGGUGUUUUUUUGAAUAGUCCUAGAAACAAAGAUCAUGAAGAUGAUCAAAGGAAGAAUAAUCAAGAAACUCAUUUGCUUAGAGGAAAAUCUUCAACUUCACAUAUGAAUAUUUUUCCACAAGAAUCAUCAUAUACAAUUAUGAAAAUUACACCUCCUGCUCCUCCUCCUCCUAUUCAACCAUUUUCUCUAAACCUUCUUCCUUCAUCACCUAAAAAGCUUUCUACUUUUUUCUCAUCAAUUCCAAAUGUGACAAAUCAUGCACCACCAAUGGUUUCUGAUGAUACAAAGAGUCAAGAACCACCUCCUCCUCCGCCACCUCCUCCUCCAUCAGUAGUACCUGAUAGAAAAAGCUCAGCACCGCCGCCACCUCCUCCUCCUCCUCCACCAAUUCUAGAUAGAAAGACUCUUGCAACACCGCCUCCGCCACCUCCUCCUCCUUCGCUAUCAACUAGAAAGAUUUCUACACCAGCGCCGCCGCCACCACCAAAGACAAGUGGAUUGAAGUUGAAGUCAUCAUCAAAACCACCACCUACACCUCUUGAAACAAAGUCUGCCAACAAUAAACAAGGGAGUUCUUCAAGUGAAGUGAAACUAAAACCAUUGCAUUGGGAUAAGGUGAAUACUAAUCUUGAUCACUCUAUGGUGUGGGAUAAAAUCGACCGCGGUUCAUUCAGGGUUGAUGAUGGUCUUAUGGAGGCUCUAUUCGGGUAUGUUGCGGCCAAACCAAAUAGUAACACUUCAAAAGGAAAUGAAUCAACAAGUCCAAGCAAGGAUGCAUCAACAAAUGCUUUCAUUCUUGAUCCUAGAAAAUCUCAAAACACUGCUAUAGUUUUGAAAUCUCUUGCAGUCUCGCGAAAAGAAAUCGUCGAUGCACUCAUCGAUGGCCAAGGCCUUAAUGCAGAUACAAUUGAAAAGCUUUCAAGAAUCGCUCCAACAGAAGAAGAACAAUCUCACAUUCUCGAAUAUGAAGGAGACACAACGAAACUUGCAGCAGCUGAAUCUUUCUUGUACCACAUCCUCAAAGCUGUUCCUUCGGCAUUUAAGCGCUUGAAUGCGAUUUUAUUCAGGUUGAAUUAUGACUCGGAGAUCAAAGAAAUCAGGGAGAUUCUACAGACACUUGAGAUGGCGUGUAAGGAGCUUCGAAACCAGGGAGUUUUCGUGAAACUCCUUGAAGCAGUUCUUAAAGCAGGAAACCGCAUGAAUGCAGGUACUAAUAGAGGUAAUGCUCAAGCUUUCAACUUGGUUUCUUUAAGGAAACUCUCUGAUGUGAAGAGUGUUGAUGGAAAAACCACAUUGCUACACUUUGUGGUCGAAGAAGUAGUUCGUUCCGAAGGGAAACGCGCGGUUCUUAACCGCAAUCAUAGUUUGACUCGUGGUUUCAGUAGGAGCAGUAGCAGCAGCAGCAUUGGAGACUCUAAGGAUUCUGCUACCUCGAAUGAACAAAAACUGAUGGAAUAUAUAAAACUAGGAUUACCAAUUGUAGGAGGUGUCAGUGCCGAGUUUUCCAAUGCAAAGAAAAUUGCUUCAACAGAUUACAAUAGUUUUGCCGCUUCUAUCUCGACACUUUCUGCAAAGAUAGUUGAAAUUCGACAACUUGUUUCGCAGUGCGGAAAUGAUAAAGGAGGGAAGUUUGUGAGAGAGAUGAACCGUUUUCUUGAAAGUUCUGAGAAGGAUUUGCAAUUGGUGAGGGAAGAACAAACAAGGAUUAUGCAGCUUGUUAAGAGAACAACAGAUUAUUAUCAAGGAGGAGGUUCAAAAGACAGUGCAGGAGAACAGGCUCUUUAUCUAUUUGUCAUAGUCAAGGAUUUUCUCGGAAUGGUCGAUCAAGCGUGUAUCGAGAUUGCACGUAACAUGCAGAAAAAGAAGACAUCUAAGGCAAAGUUCUAAAGAAAAUCUCCCAGCAAUUUGUCCAUGACAUCGAGAUUUUUCAUGUCUCGGCGACUUCAAUGCAAUUGCGAUCGACGCUGUAUAAGUCGUAUUUGAUUGCAAUUUUCCACGACAUCAAGAAUCGUGACCUGUCAGCAGCCGCAAUUUAAAACCUUGUAUGACAAGUUAAAGGUUGAAGUCAGCAGAGGCACUAGCACAAAGGACUCUUUAAUUGGCCUAACUAAUUCAACUUUUUCCUAUGGGACCAUUUAGACAAAGGAACUGAAAAACUAAGAAGCUAAUACGUCCUUGUCCUUGUGAUAUCAUCAUUUUUCCACAUUUCAACGUGUAAAUGUAUGUGUUACAUGUAUAGAGAACUAUUGUUCAUGAGCAUUUUUGAAGUCUAGUGUAUAUACAUGUUGAAUUCUUUUGGCAAU
Molecule: messenger RNA, 2849 nt
Organism: Lathyrus oleraceus (garden pea)
Lineage: Eukaryota; Viridiplantae; Streptophyta; Magnoliopsida; Fabales; Fabaceae
Product: formin-like protein 4
Exons: 2
Coding region: 25-2433 (802 amino acids)
Biological process (GO): actin nucleation; actin cytoskeleton organization
Molecular function (GO): actin filament binding
Source: RefSeq, a predicted model, not a curated record